AUGGUCCAGGUGGAUGCUCUCUCUGUGUCACUAAAUGGGAAAAAAGCUGAGGCAGGACCAUGGAUUGACAUACUGACCUCUAGAGACUCAGACCAUCUUAACAAAGUGCUGAUGGGACUGGAGCUGGAGAGCGGAAAGAUGGUGGAUCAGACUGUGGAGAAGCGGUUUACAGGAGACGUUCAACUGAGUUUGAAAGUUUUAAUACAGUGCAUUCAAAACCCUGGCUACCUGACCAAAAGACUAAAAACCAUGAAGGAAGAUGCUACGCCAGUAGUGCAGGGGAUUAUGGUGUCUCACUGUGAGGAAGAUCUGUUGUGUAUCCGAGCUGCCUACCUUAAAUUAACAGGCACUUCUCUCUACACUGCUCUGCAUAAACAAUUCAAAGGAGAUCAUCUACAGGCUCUGCUGGCCAUCUGUCGAUCUGAAGAUUAA
Molecule: messenger RNA, 432 nt
Organism: Micropterus salmoides (largemouth bass)
Lineage: Eukaryota; Metazoa; Chordata; Actinopteri; Centrarchiformes; Centrarchidae
Product: annexin A9-like
Cellular component (GO): cytoplasm
Molecular function (GO): calcium ion binding; calcium-dependent phospholipid binding
Source: RefSeq, a predicted model, not a curated record